GGCCCUUCUUUGAUACGGGCAAAAAAAUUCACUCUAGCGAAACUUCAGGUCAGGUGACAGUUAACAAACAGCGGAGGUCACUUCCGGAGUAUGUCACAGUCCUUGUGUAAUAACACAAAACAAAGCCUCCCUGUUGUGGACAGCCUGGAGAGGCCUCGCACUUUCCUAACUAUGAAUCCUCCACACUAAGACUAUCAUCUCUUAACCUUACAACAUGUCCGAACCACAUUCAACCCCCGGCUUUCCAGACAUCAACAGACUUAGAAUAGCCACUGCGGCUACCCCGACCCCAGUACGUACAUUCAAGUACGAAGGGCUGUCCAAGUACACUGCUCUUGUCUACAGAUAUCUACACUCGGACGUCAAGAUCCUAAAGUUCUUGAGAGUCAGUGCAGAUGAAUUCAGUAUCUUAUCGUUGGAAGAGUCCGGACCCCUGAAGUCAGCCAGGUUAUCAUACAACUCCUUCACAGAGAUCCUGCAUGUUAGGAUGCCCAGCAACCGUCAUGAAUCACUCAAUGGACUAUUCAGGUCUCUUAUCGAUCGACAACUGUUUUCAAUGAGUAUCGCGAAUGAAGUAUCCUGCCAGUCAUCGCCCUCCGUUGAAAUAAGGAACUGGACAAAGGAGCCCGACUCUUGCUGGUUGCCCGAAAACAAAGACGACCCAUUUGUCGUUCUAGAAGUCGGGGCCUCUGAGACGACAACGCACCUCGCAACCUCCGCUAGACGCUGGAUCGAUACCCCUGGCUCCACUGUUCUGGCAUGUAUCUCUAUCAAGGUCCGUCCAGACAAUGAUCUAGUCAUUGAUGUUUGGAAGAGAGGCAAAGGGACGCACGACUUGACUUCGGGUAACGUUGACGCCCCUGCGAUACGACGGCAACAUAUCGAAAUCACAAAUAGUACACCCGGCCCUCAAGUCCACGGCUGGAAGCUGGAAGAGAACUGGAGAGUGGUUUCCACAGAUGAGAUCUUGUUGGAGUUUUCGUCGUUUGUUGGUCGGCCCGCCGACAACGACGGGGAACACGAUAUUCUGCUGGAUCGGAGUCUUCUUAUUGGGCUUGCCACUCGGUUCUUCGACAGACAGGCCUGACGUGCCCAGGCCCAGCAUGCCCCUGGCGAAUGGCCCCUUGUCCCUUGAACUUUCAGCUAUUGUCAUCCCUCUACUAAGUGGGUCGCAUAAGGGUGCUCAUUGGGUAUGCGGAUGUGGAGAAGUUCAAUGGGGGGAGAGUUCACUUUUUACAGCCGAUUCAUGAAGUCUUAAUCUUCUCAUACGUUGAUGAUAGAAACCUAUCAUCUUGAUUUAUUGUUCCGAAGGUCUUGACUGUGUUUACCAUAUAUCUCUUGUCCCACUUGUGUCCUGGUUAUAUCCCGGGGUUUGAUUCUCAGCGUCUCCGUCGAUAUUGUCUGGACAGCGCUCAAGCCCCACACUGUUAAUCCUCUGCCUCCACGGAAGCGAAGACGGUCCACAUGCUAUUGUGCGAAUUGAAGUGUCUCGUCGCGAAAUAUCGAAUCAAGCUUAUAAGGGAU
Molecule: messenger RNA, 1524 nt
Organism: Aspergillus sclerotioniger CBS 115572
Lineage: Eukaryota; Fungi; Ascomycota; Eurotiomycetes; Eurotiales; Aspergillaceae
Exons: 1
Coding region: 215-1087 (290 amino acids)
Source: RefSeq, a predicted model, not a curated record